Molecule: messenger RNA, 2601 nt
Organism: Glarea lozoyensis ATCC 20868
Lineage: Eukaryota; Fungi; Ascomycota; Leotiomycetes; Helotiales; Helotiaceae
Product: FYVE/PHD zinc finger
Exons: 5
Coding region: 1-2601 (866 amino acids)
Biological process (GO): regulation of DNA-templated transcription
Cellular component (GO): RSF complex
Source: RefSeq, a predicted model, not a curated record
AUGGUAUCGUCGAGGAAGCGAGGUCGGCAGGAGAUGGAAGCCGUCGAACCUACACCAGAGCCGCCGAAGGAAAUCACGAUGCUGGAUCGCAUAAGGAACAUGUGGGAAUUCGCGGCCCUGACCCAAUACAUCUUCACAUUCGGAAGGGCUGUCAAGAUUGACGAGAAUCUCGAUACAGAGGAACUGGAGAUGGCAUGUCUCACGCAUCACUCCACGAUUCUGCGGGAUAUUGGUUUAGCGCUCCUUAAAUUCGUCUCUUCUCACAAAGGACUUACUCCCGAGAUUUUCGAUGAAUACACAAGACGACAGUAUGUUGCGAGGGCGCCUGAACGCAACCCCUUUGGAGUUGAAGAAGAGCCGGCCAAGUUCUUGGAUUUCGACACAUUUACAAAGAUUCGAGUGUUACAACAACUCACUCAGUGGACAAUGGUCAAUCCAGAUCGUAUUCGCGACAGGAUGGAAGAGAAAAAGGAUACGGAACAAGCAGUCUGGCGGAUUGAGCCUUUUGGAUGGGAUUCAGAAGAUCGCACAUACAUCUUACUCGAUGAUAACCGACUCUACCGCCAGACCGAACCUCCUCCACCUCCAGCACCGACCCCUAAGCCGAAGAAGAACUCCAAGAAAGCGAAAGCAGCACAACGGGCUAGCAAGCGGAGGAAGGUCGCCGAGGCGGUAGAGAGUGAGACCGAAGCCGCUGAUGAAAGCAUGGUUGGAGAAACCGUGGGCGAGAUCAAAGAGGACGACGGUCUCGGUGGGAUGAAAUGGGAAUGUAUUGCUGUAUCUUACCAGGAUUAUACCUCAUUCCUCGCCACGAUAGAGAAGAGCCGCGAUCCGAACGAAAAGAUAUUAUGGAAGAGAUUGUCAGAGGAUGUGCUACCCAUCCUGGAGAAGCAGGAAGAAGCCCGCCAGCGCAAAGCAGCCCAAAAGGCGCGCGAAUUACAAAAUCUUGAAAAGCUUGCCACCGCAAAGAGGUCGAGUAGAAUAGCAGGAAAGAUGGAAAUGCAAAAGCAUGAAGAGGAAACGCGGGAAGCAGAACGCAAAAGGCUGGCGGAGUUGUCUAUGGCGAAGAAAGAGCAAGAGAAAUGGCUAAAGCUGGAGAAAGAACGUGAAUCCCGAAUGGUAACUCGUGAGCAGCGCUUGAAGGAGAGAGAGGCCAGACGAAUUUUACACGAAGAGGAACUUGCCAAUCUAUCUGAGGAUAGUAAAAAGAUUGAUGCUGGCGCCGGACGCCUGUCAGAGCGUCAUCUCAAAGCCGAAAUCGAGAAGAAGAAGCAAGCACUUGAGGAGCUUGCGGAGGAAGAAGAUUGGAUAUUUGACUGCAUUUGUGGUGCAUACGGUCAAAUCGACGAUGGCACGCACAGUAUUGCAUGUGACAAGUGCAACAUUUGGCAACACAGUAAAUGCGUUGGAGUAAGCCAGAAGGAGGCUGAGAGAGAUGAUUUCUCUUUCAUAUGCAAGACUUGCCAACGGAGAGCAGAGGAUGCUGAACGAGCCAAGAACCGCCCGCCUAUUAUGCUUAAACUGGGUCGUCCGGGAUCUUCUUCUUCUCCUGCAGCCAAGGAUAGCUUUAGCGACAAUGUCUCUGUCGUCCUCCCAGCAAAACUUAAUGGAAAUAUAAGCUUUCCACCAAGUACAUCCAACGGCACACAUAGCUCACCAGUCAAGUCUCUACAAACGGCUCCAAAGCUUGCCACAUGGCAACCUGGAUCUGCUCUUUCACCACAAGGACGACAAUCUCAUGAUACCUCUAUAGCCCAGACUCCACGCUCUCAACAAGAUACCAGCCUCAGUUCACCUCGGCGGCAACCCCAGAGUAGUCCGAUCCUACCUCCCAACCACACUUCUCGUCUUAAUCAAGGACCGCUUUUCACUAGGCAACUUGGAUCUUCAUCUCCAAACAGUAAAACGCAGCAACCCUUCAGUGCUAUCAGACCAUCAAGCGCUCAUGCCUUUUCUUCUCCACACCCAAAUAGUCCAACAAAUUUGCCGCCGCCUAAUCAACCGGCAGUUUACACAUUCAUGAACGGAAAUGGCAUGAAUCAUAACAAGAGUGUAGCAAACCCAAACUCUUCCCCAUCACGGAAGACUUCAGGAUCACCCCCUCUAGCUACCAUGGCCUUGAAUGGCUCCAGGUCAAUAUCAAGCGAUAGCAACCAAGACAGCCGCGUGUUCGGUGCUUCAUCACCUUUCGCGGGUGGCCCUGUGCUCACUCCGGCCGCGAAGACAAAGUCACAUACGGAAACGCCAUUGAGCAACAAACCUCAGAGCUCUGCGCCGAAUAUGCAUGUCUGGAAACCAGCGGGAUCAUCGCCACUCCAGACAAUGGCGACUCCUGCGAAUCAAGGGCAGUCUUCUCAGAACCAAAUCGAGGAUCAAUCUUCGGCGCUUCCCUCUGCUGCCAGCGGAUUAUCGCCUACAAAGCACUCUCCACCGCGGUCAUUCUCUUCGAGUUUCGGAUCCCACACACCUUCGAUUUUACCACCAGUGGCCACGCUAUCACCUAACUUCCAGAAGCAGAUCCUCACUCCUCCAGUGAAGGUAUCUGACCCAGAAAGGAAUCGUCCUAAUGGACAGGCUUCUUCUCCAGCGCCAACGUAUUAA